Oryzias latipes (Japanese medaka) is the source of this 2388-nucleotide messenger RNA. It is a transcript of the gene acer1, whose product is annotated as alkaline ceramidase 1. Gene Ontology annotation, cellular component: membrane; endoplasmic reticulum. Gene Ontology annotation, molecular function: N-acylsphingosine amidohydrolase activity. Gene Ontology annotation, biological process: ceramide catabolic process; sphingosine biosynthetic process. Lineage: Eukaryota; Metazoa; Chordata; Actinopteri; Beloniformes; Adrianichthyidae. The record is from RefSeq and is a predicted model, not a curated record.
CCCUUUAAUCCACCUGUCGUUUCACCUGGAGCGCAGCGGCACUGACAGGAGGCGGACAGGAGCGCAGCAUGGGGGGUGUUUGCUCUACUGAGAAGAUGGCCAAGGCUUUUGCCUAUGAGAGUUCAGACAUUGACUGGUGUGAAGACAACUAUAAAUACUCCGAACACGUAGUAGAGUACUUUAAUACAAUGAGCAGCUUUUUUUUCUUUAUUAUCUCACCUGUUAUGCUUUACCUGCUACAUCCUUACGCCAAAGAGAGGAACUUGGCAAUUCACCUUGUCUGGAUUCUGAUGAUUUUUGUAGGGCUUUUUUCUGCCUACUUUCACAUGACUCUUAGUUUUGUGGGUCAGAUGUUGGACGAGCUGUCUAUCAUGUGGGUGUUGGCAGUGGGAUAUUCCAUGUGGUUUCCUCGUAAACUCUUCCCUUCAUUCAUCAAAGACAGGACCACGUUUUCCAAGCUGGUCUUCACCAUCACAGUCAUCACUUCUGUGUCGUCGUUUGUCAAACCAACAGUCAACGCCUAUGUCCUGAACUGCUUCGGGCUCCAUCUGCUUUACACUCUGGCCGUCGAGAUGAGAUACUGCACCGACCAGAAGGUUCUGCGCCUCGCCAAGCUGUCCGUGGCUCUGUGGGUGCUCGCCAUCACCUGCUGGAUCAGUGACCGUUUCAGCUGCAGCUUCUGGCAGCAGCUUAACUUCUGCUAUCUGCAUGGUAUCUGGCACAUUCUGAUUGUAAUGGCUGUAGCUCAUGCCACCACACUUAUUGCUUACCUGGAUGCCAACAAUGAAAUACCAUACUCCCUGCCUGGACUGCAGUACUGGCCCUCUGAUAAAUGGACUAUAGGACUUCCUCACAUUGUUCUCAAGGGAACACCCAAAACCAGAAAGCAAUGCUGAUAGAUGGUAGGCAGUUGUAGGACUUUUUAAAUUUGACUUAUUAUGUACAGGGAAAUAGGUAAAUUAGACCUAUUCAAUUCAAAUUUGACAAAUCGUUUUUGUUUUAAAACAUACCAAGCCAUCCUAGCAAAACUUUGCUGCCUUUUUCUACUGUGCAACUUUUGCACAGACGUUAAAAAUGAAUAUGUAACAGGGAUCAAAUAACAAAUCUUUAUUGUGGUAAAUUUCAGGCUUUAUAACAACAGACAUUACGAAAAAAGACUACAAAUGUUUUGCCACUGCAGUCUGCAUAGGUGAAGAAUCAAAUACACAUAGAAUAAAACUGUGACAUCAGCUAUCAUGGAUAUUUUAAACAUUUUAUUACAUAUUUUUAUAACUAUUAUUAUAUUUUUGCUUUUAUCAAGUCAUGCACUUAAAUGUUUGCGGAUUUUAGGUUUAUGAAUUAUUUAUAUAAGUGAAUCAAAUACUUUUACAUAAAUUGUAUUUCAGUGACAAUAGUAUGUGAUCAUGACAUGUUUUGGUGCAAUCUUUUUUACGCAUAGUAAUAACCGUUAUAAACAAACUAAGUAUAGUUAUUGGUUCUGAAGCUGAAAUAUGAACCUUUCAAAAAUAUUGAAACAACUGCUUUAAUUACUGGUAAAAUGUUUUUUAUUCACAAUUUGAGAAAGUUUCUUUGCAUACUCAUUUAGAAAUCAAUGAAGAUUUUUUUAAUUCAUAUUAGAAAAUGUUAGAACACAAUUUUUCUGGAUACAGAUAAAAAUUGUCAAAGUUUUGAGUUUUCUGUGUGCUCUCGUUAACUACUCUUUAUAUUAUGUUCGCUGCCAUCUUUUUUUUACUUUGUGUUACCUGCAAUCUUUGCAUUUUUGCACUUAACCCAAAUGUCAAUGCGAUUUUUUUUUUUUUUUUUUUUUUUUUUGUGGCUUCUGAUCAUUUAUUGACCUUAAAUUAGUCUCAUUAUCCCUGUUAACCAUGUUUGUUCAUUUUUACUGCAACUUAAUCGAUUUAAUACACUGCACUUGCCGAGGCAUGGAUGAUUCUUAACGGCAACACUUGAAUACUUAAAAUGUACGCUUUUUUUACUUUUUGUACUUUUCAUUAGGUUUCUAAUUAUCUAGAAAUUUUUUUGCAAAUAGGUAUUUUACUCCAGUUCUGUUUUUUUUCUUCCAAGGUAGCAUUGUUUGAUGUGCUCUGCAGUCAGACAUUUCAUGUUAAAGCACUUACAGCUCCGACAGUGUGUUUGACAUGAUGAAACUUUGUGUUGAGACUUGCAAGAAUUUGAAAAAUUGUUGUUAAAGAUGUUUGAGCAUAGUUACAAAGUGUUAUAUUUACAAUCUAUCCAAAUGUCCCCUUGGAAAACUGCUCAGUGGGAAACUUUUGGGGAUCUUGACUCUGCUCACUGAAUUACAUGAAUAUUCAAUGUAUGUAAUGAUGCUGUGAGGGGAAAUUUUCCAAACUUUUAAAAUAAAGUUCUUUAUUUACAAUUUCACCUAAA